GGAGAGUGAGCGAGUCAUCUCUUUGUCGCUCCAGCCAGCACAGAAGUGAAGAUGGCCAAAGUCCCUGACCUCUUUGAAGACCUGAAGAACUGCUACAGUGAAAAUGAAGAAUACAGUUCUGAUAUCGACCAUCUCUCUCUGAAUCAGUUGAUGGCUCUCUUCCUGCUCACCAACUUUUACCAAGAGAGAGUAGAAUUCUCCUGAAAUUCCAAGAAUGAAGUGCCAUCCUGGGACAGCUUCUUCAGGCCACUGCACCUGGGGUCUGUCUCCUAAAGUGAUGUCUGUGGCAUCCUCUCUAACACCAGCUCCAGACAUUAGAGGUGAUCCUCUGAACAUAAUAGCCCAUGAAGCAGUGAUGGAGGAUGCAGGCCAACAGAAAGCAGGAAAUCUUACCACUCACAUGCUGUGUUGUUUUGCUAAGAGACCACAAAUAGGCAGCCUAGGUAGUGCCUUAGACUUCAAUACUGGCUCUAAAAGCUGUUCCCAAAGGAGUAUUUCUAAAAUAUUUGAACAUACCCACAAAUGGGUAACCCACUGUGGGGAAACUAACUGGAAGGCUGCAACUCACGAAGAUCAUUUGUAGACCUGUGUCAUCACAUCUCCUUUUUUUAAUUGACAUAGAGUUGACUUACAAUAUUGUGUUAGUUUCAGGUGUAGAACAUAGUGACUCUGGGUUUUUUUCUGAUUACAUUCCAUUAUAGGUUAUUUACAAGAUAUUGAAAAUAAAAAAUGUAAUUGUAAUGUAUACAUGUAAGGAUAACUUGAUCCCCUUGCUGUACAGUGGGAAAAAAAAAAAAACAAGAUAUUGAAAAUAGUUUGCUAUGCAGAAAAUCCAUGUUGUUUAUGUAUAGUAAUUUGUCUCUGUUAAUCCCAUACCCCUAAUUUGCUCCUCUCCCCUUUGGUAACUACAAGUUUGUUUUUCAUGUCUGUGAGUCUGUUUGUGUUUUGUAUACAGAUUCAUUUGUAUUCUUUUUUAGAGUCCACAUGUAAGUGAUGUCAUACAGUAUUUGUCUGACUUACUUCACUAAGCAUAGCAUUUCAUUUUUGAGUCUGCAGAUGGAUGACAAUGACUUUCCAAGAGAUCACAUCCUUCCAGGGAAAUCCUAAAAGGAGGGAUGGGAGGGAGGGGAAGAAUGAGGAGGGAAGGAGGCAGAGAAAGAGGAAAGAGGGAAGGAGAGAUGGGGGAGGGGAAGACUGAUGAAAAGUGGGUUACCCAAAACCAAAAUGAACAUCCUCUCUAAGUCUGUUGAACUAAACUCUUGUAAAUGAGUCUCAUUCUAUGGCUAUAGACAACCUCUCAGUUUCCAUUUUCUUUCUUCACAGAAGUCCUUCUAUGAUGCCAGCUAUGAGCCACUUCCUGGGGACGGCAUGGAUAAAUUUAUGCCUCUGAGUACCUCUAAAACCUCUAAGACAUCCAGGCUAAACUUCAAGGACAGUGUGGUGAUGGCAGCAGCCAACGGGAAGAUUCUGAAGAAGAGACGGUUGAGUUUAAAUCAGUUCAUCACCGAUGACGACCUGGAAGCCAUUGCCAAUGACACAGAAGAAGAAAUCAUCAAGCCCAGAUCAGCAACAUACAGCUUCCAGAGCAACAUGAAAUACAACUUCAUGAGGGUCAUCAACCACCAGUGCAUCCUGAAUGAUGCCCGCAAUCAAAGCAUCAUUCGAGACCCGUCAGGUCAAUACCUCAUGGCUGCUGUGCUAAAUAACCUGGAUGAGGCAGUGAAAUUUGACAUGGCUGCUUAUACAUCAAAUGAUGAUUCGCAACUUCCUGUGACUCUAAGAAUCUCAGAAACCCGACUGUUUGUGAGUGCUCAAAACGAAGACGAACCCGUGUUGCUGAAGGAGCUGCCUGAGACACCCAAAACCAUCAAAGAUGAGACCAGUCUCCUCUUCUUCUGGGAAAAGCAUGGCAAUAUGGACUACUUCAAAUCAGCCGCCCAUCCAAAGUUGUUUAUUGCCACAAGGCAGGAAAAACUGGUGCACAUGGCACCGGGGCUGCCCUCUGUCACUGACUUUCAGAUACUGGAAAACCAGUCUUGACUCUGGUGUCUACUUACCUGUGAAGUGUUGACAGGCCGUAUGUACCAUGUACAUGAAGGAGUUAAAUCUUUCACUCUUAGUCACUCGCUGAGCAUGUGCUGAGCCUUUGUAAUUCUAAAUGAAUGUUUACUCUCUUUGUAAGAGAGGGAGCGAAGUCUGGUAGAACCAACACUAACAAAUAACAUCGCUUAGUAUUUAAAAAACACACUGUCAUUUACAAACUACCAAUCAUUUUAAUUAUUAUUCUGCAUAACAAUCUUGGGAGGACCAGGGUUACUGACUAUGGCUACCAAAAAGGUUCUACCCAUAUUACAGAUGGGUUAACUAAGGCCUGAGGAUAUUAAGAAGUAUCCACAAUAGCAGCUGGAAUGAGAAGCUAUGGACCCAGGAUUUCAUUCCACCUGCUUACCUUUUGCUUUUAAGUUGCUGAUGGACCCUAUAUAACAUUGUAAGUUUCUGGAACCUCAAUUUAAUCUUAAAAAUAUAUAUAUAUACAUAUAUAUACACACACACAUACAUAGCAUAUACAUGUACAUUAUGUAUAUAAUAUUUAUUAUUAUAUCUAUUAUAUCUAUGUAAUAGAUUAUAUCUCCUUCCUGCCUCAACAGUAUUCUAUGACAGUGAGCUUGUUUUAGUAAAAUGCUUCUUGAAGCUGAGCCUCCAGAAGAAGGCAAAGCCUGAAAUGUUAUUUUAAGUUAUUAUUUAUAUAUACAUAUGUAUUUAUAAUAUUAUUUCUAAUAUAAGUAUAACAUAUUAUUAUAUUUAUGUCAACUCCUUGUGAUCUCUGAGUAUGACCAGUCAUCUUCAAUGAUAGCAGACAGUGUUUUCCAGGUUGAAUGAGUUGGAGGUACUAAGGCAUUUUGGGCCAAGUUGUUGUACUUUUUCCAUGGCCAUGAAGGUCUGUAUUCUAGUAACUGGGAGCCCUGUAAUUAUGAUAAUAAAUUUAUCAUAAUUACCUUGUUUGUUUGAGCUGAUCAUUGGCCAAAAGCUUUGACUUGUCUGCCUUUAAACUCGCCUUGGCAUUCCUGUGUCAUUCAGUUUCACCUGCUAUCAAAUCCUACCAGCUAAAAUGGGAUGAACUUAAUUUUGGCAACCACGGGACAACUGUGAUCUAAAUUUUUUUUUUCUAGAGUUCCCUUUGUGGCUCAACUGGUUAAGAACCUGAAGUAGUCUCCAUGAGGAUGCAGGUUCUAUGCCUAGCCUCACUUAGUGGUUUAAAGAUCCGGCAUGGCCACAAACUGUUGCAUAGGCCGCGGAGGUGGCUCAGAGCUGGCAUAGUGGUAUAGGCCUCAACUACAGCUCCAAUUUGACCCCCAGCCUAGGAACUUCCAUACGCCACAAGCGUGGCCUUAAAAAGAAAAAACCAAGCUUUCUUUUCCAGAACAUAAGCACUGUUCUUUCUAGUUCUCAAUCUUAUGAGCAUAUCCUACUAUUACAUUCCCAUCAACAAUAAGGAUUGAUACAUUAUUAUCAAUGACAAUUGAAUAAAUGUUACAAAAAGG
Molecule: messenger RNA, 3542 nt
Organism: Sus scrofa (pig)
Lineage: Eukaryota; Metazoa; Chordata; Mammalia; Artiodactyla; Suidae
Source: RefSeq, a predicted model, not a curated record